UCAGCUUAGAUGCCAUCAGCUGGAGAAGAACGAACCAACUUGGUGGGAAAGAUGGCGAGAGGAGCUCGAAGCUUGCGAAAGAUCGCCGCUUGUGUGAAGCCACCACCGUCCGCCUAUAGCCGGGACGCACGCUCCGGGAGUCAUUUCAGCAGAUACCUCCCAUCUUAUGGCAUCCCGAUGACGCGUCUCCCUGCCCUGCUGGGCGCCACCAUGCCUGUCCGCAGCGUCGUCUUUCCCACCCGUGCCUUCUUCAACAUUGCCAACACUUUCUCCAAGAGAAGAGAAUAUGCUGAAAGGCGCAUUAUUGGAUAUUCCAUGCAACAGAUGUACGAAGUGGUGGCCAACGUGGCGGACUACCGCCACUUCGUUCCCUGGUGCAAGAAGUCCGACGUCGUCUUCCAGCGAAGUGGAUACUGCAAGGCCAAACUCACCGUUGGCUUUCCACCAGUGACGGAAAAUUACACGUCCCUUGUCACCACAGUCCGCCCUCACCUGGUCAAGGCAGCCUGCUCGGAUGGCAAACUGUUUAACCACCUGGAGACGAUUUGGCGCUUCAGUCCCGGCCUGCCUGGCUACCCUCGCACUUGUACUGUGGACUUUGACAUCUCCUUUGAGUUCCGCUCGCUCAUCCACUCGCAGCUGGCGCACGUGUUCUUCGACCAGGUGGUGAAGCAGAUGGUGUCGGCGUUCGAGCGCCGCGCCACCACCAUCCACGGCCCCGAGACGCCCAUCCCACGCGAGCUCAUGUUCCACGAGGUGCAUCACACGUAGCGACGUUUUGACUGAGGAGUGGAAACAAAAAUAUUAACAAAAGCAGUGACUCUUGUUCUACCUGACAACGCCAGUGCCUUUCUCUCUUUUUUUUAAUUUUUAUUUUUAUUUUAAAUAAGUUUUUUUUUUUGUGAUUUGCAUAAAUCUUGCCAAAGAUUCCAGCACAGAUUUAGUGCCGGAACAGGCAAACCUCGCACAGUCCGCUCGUCAAUUCCAUCAUGAUCAGCGUCUUGUUAUAAGCUCCGCCCACUGGAGGUGACAGGUUAGGGUCAAGGCAAUAAAAGCUUUUGUUAGACACAGGAGACCACAUGGAAAUAUAACGUCUCCCCAUUUCAUUAGUUUAGUUCAAUUUAAUUGGAAUGACGACAACAUGCAACAAGGGUAGCAAUCUUUUUCCUAUUGGGGCCAGUUAAGGUAAAAUGCAAGCUAUAUAUAUUUUUUUUAGUAUUAUGAUGGGGAAUGUGAGUGUUAAAUGUUUUGCGGCUUUUGCCAUGAGAGGGAGAAAACAUGCAAGUUAAUUUGUUUCUUUGUAGUAAUAGUUUUUAGGCCAAAUGAAUAAAUUUGAAUGUGCUCCAUAACGUAACAUAUUUUAUCUCCUGCUGAAAAUCUUACAGAUGUCUUAAGAAUCCAUGACUU
Syngnathus acus (greater pipefish) is the source of this 1407-nucleotide messenger RNA. RefSeq names its product coenzyme Q10B (gene coq10b). Gene Ontology annotation, cellular component: mitochondrion. Bases 10 to 771 code for a protein of 253 amino acids. Gene Ontology annotation, biological process: cellular respiration; ubiquinone biosynthetic process. The record is from RefSeq and is a predicted model, not a curated record. Lineage: Eukaryota; Metazoa; Chordata; Actinopteri; Syngnathiformes; Syngnathidae. The transcript has 5 exons. Gene Ontology annotation, molecular function: ubiquinone binding.